GACUGCCCUGUCGAGGUACCUGGUAUUUUACCGUACAGUACAGUACCGAUCCGCAGUGACGUAGCUUAAACCGAAACCCCGCCAUGAUUAUCGAGGGGCACAGCAGUGCCUUACAGUACCGUAGGUAGUGGACUGAGGGUAAUUAUCAGGACGUUACACAGUACAAGUCGCGCUCCGGCCCGAACCGUGACGGGGAAGAGCUCACCUGUUAGCGACUCCAGAGCAACCCCUCUCGAUUCUCGAAUCGACUCUCGUAGGUGAAGCAGUCAUCAAGGUGCUCCAUCACACUCCAUCUCUACCUGGGACAGACCAAUGGCAAGCAAAAUGGCCUCCUGCAUCUUCUGCAAGAUUGUCAAGGGAGAGAUCCCAUGCUUCAAGCUCUUUGAGAGCGACAAGACGCUCGCAUUCCUCGAUAUCAUGCCUCUCAGCCGAGGACAUGCUCUCGUGAUUCCCAAGGUCCACGGCGAGAAACUCACCGAUAUCCCGGAUGACCACCUGACAGAGAUCCUUCCCAUCGCCAAGAAGCUCGUCAUUGCCACGGGCGCUCAGGAGUACAACAUCCUGCAGAACAACGGAAAGGGAGCGCACCAGGAAGUUGGCCAUGUUCAUUUCCACAUGAUCCCCAAGCCCAACGCACAGGAAGGGCUCGGCAUCGGCUGGCCGCAGCAGAAGACAGACAUGGAUAAGCUCAAGGCGCUUUUUGAGGAGAUCAAGUCAAAAAUGUGAAUCAAUGUGAUCGCGAGAGCUGCCCAUCAUGGGCCAAGCAGAUGCGUAUGUACGUAUUGCUCUUGUCAAGAGGCGCAAGAGCAGAAUGGCCAAAUGUCUUUUCUCAGUAAUAGUGCAGAACGAGCCAGCCCAGAUCAGCGGGCCGCAUCCGCAAUACUCCUAUAAGAUCGUACAGUGCAUG
Molecule: messenger RNA, 907 nt
Organism: Canariomyces notabilis
Lineage: Eukaryota; Fungi; Ascomycota; Sordariomycetes; Sordariales; Chaetomiaceae
Product: HIT-like protein
Exons: 6
Coding region: 313-726 (137 amino acids)
Biological process (GO): nucleotide metabolic process
Molecular function (GO): catalytic activity
Source: RefSeq, a predicted model, not a curated record